UGCAUCUUUUCUGAACUGUUUGAUCUGAGUUCUCCUGAUUUUUUAAGUGUGCUAGCUAGUUUUGACGUUUAUGCUCUAGUUCAGUUUAAUUCAUAGAGUAUCACCAUGUCGGUGGCGUUUGCACCUCACAGGCAGCGUGGGAAGGGUGAUAUAACACCCGCUGGAAUACAAAAGUUACUUGACGAAAACAACCAGCUGAUCCAGUGUAUAAUGGACUUCCAGAGUAAAGGCAAAACAGCAGAGUGUUCACAGUAUCAGCAGAUGCUGCACAGAAAUUUAGUGUACCUUGCCACAAUAGCAGACUCCAAUCAAAACAUGCAGUCUCUCCUCCCUGCUCCACCCACUCAAAACAUGCCCAUGGGCCCUGGUGGGAUGAACCAAAGUGGACCCCCCCCUCAGCCUCCUCACGGUCACAACAUGCCCUCUGAGGGUAUGGUCAGCGGUGGCCCUCCAGCCCCACACAUGCAAAACCAGAUGAAUGGACAGAUGCCUGGGCCUAAUCACAUGCCCAUGCAAGGUCCCGGUCCAGGCCCUAACCAGCCACCAAACAUGCCCAGUGGCUCUAUGAAUAUGCCCCCCAGCAGCCAUGGCUCAAUGGGUGGUUACAAUCACACCGUCCCUUCUUCCCAGGGCAUGCCAGCUCAGAGCCAAAUGAAUAUGACCCAGGGCCAACCCAUCGGAAACUAUGGGCCACGGCCAAACAUGAACAUGCAGCCCAAUCAAGGCCCUAUGAUGCACCAGCAGCCUCCCUCCCAGCAGUAUAACAUGCCUCCUGGUGGUGGUGGACAGCACUACCAAGGACAACAGAACCCAAUGGGCAUGAUGGGCCAGGUCAACCAAGGGAACCAUGUCAUGGGGCAGAGGCCAAUGCCACCCUACAGACCUCCACAGCAAGGACCCCCUCAGCAGUACCCAGGGCAGGAAGACUACUAUGGGGACCAGUACAGUCACGCAGGACAGGGAGCCUCAGAAGGUAGGAGAACCCUCCAGUCACUUGGAGAAAACCAACAAAAAAAUGACCCCAGGAUUUUUCAUAAUGACUACAAUUUGCAGUCACCAUAUCCUAAUCAAGGCAUUGGUUGGCUUUAUGUGAAUUCUUCACAACAUAGCUAUCAUGAAGGUAAUGCCCAGUACGGCCAACAGCAGGAAGCAUACCAGCAAGGCCCUCCCCAGCAGCAGGGCUACCCUCCUCAGCAGCAGUACCCAGGUCAACAGGGCUACCCACCACAGCAGCAGGGUUAUGGUCCCUCCCAAAGUGCCCCAGGACAGUAUCCCAACUACCCUCAGGGGCAGGGACAGCAGUAUGGGGGCUAUCGCCCUCCUCAACCUGGACCCCCACAGGGCCAGCAGCAACGCCCUUACGGUUAUGACCAGGGCCAGUAUGGAAAUUACCAGCAAUGAGAGAUGGUCACAGCAACCCACACAGCUCUGCUCUGAUCUCUGUCUGAGCUUUGACCUCUGGUCAACCGCUCAGCAGACUUUAAUAAUGGUUGCAGCUCACUGAGAUUCUCUCAGACACGAACAUACAACACUCAAAAAUACAAGAUAUGUUUUCCCCUCUUUAGGCUGUUGUCUUUGCCUGUAAAAUAUAUUCUGUUUGUCAUGUACAUUGACUUGAUAAAUGUCAAAGUCCAUGACUCUCCCUCUGGUCCAGUAUGUCUCAAAGCAGCAAUGCCUUAAAAAUGGAACUGCCUUAUCCUUCAGCAUUGCAGAUUGUGAAAUGAGCUAACAAAAUUUUGGAUAUCAGAGAUGAUUUAAAUGUACAGUUUGAAUCUACUGUGGUGCAUUGUUUCUCAGCAUUCAGCUCCCUGUUCAUAAGAAGCAAUAAUGCCAGCAGUAAGGAAAUGUGUGGGGGCUUAGAGAUGCAAUAAUGCACCAGACAAACUCCCAGCUAGGCCAUGGUACAUGUCUUGAUGUAUGUGAUGAUGUAAAAAUAUAUUUUAUGCUUUUUAGACCAAGCUAACUUUGUAUAAGACAUUGGAAACUAGUACUAAAGCUGUGUUGGUUAUUACAUGAAGUGUAUAUGUCAAUGUUUUUUUUUUUUUUGUUUUGUUGUUUUUUUUUUUUUUUUUAUGAUCUUUAAUGAUGAUCCCAUCCAGCACAUUUGGUUGUUUAUUUCUUCGUUGUGUUGAAUUGUAUAACGAUUGAAUUGGAUCUCCUACUUCAGUGACAUGGACACUGUACCAAUUCUUUGUGUUAAAAUGGAAGAUUAAUUGACAUGCAGAAAAAAUACCAACAGCAUACCUGGAAUUAGAGAAUGUUUAAUGUCUGAAAACAUGUAACAAUUGCUGUAUUCUGUGUUGAGCUGUGUUUUUAAGUCAGUGAAAAACCUAUAACAAAUUUGGAUCAUGAGUAGAUUUUAUUUAACCACAUUACUUGACAGAAUAGUGGCCAUCGGUUUUCAUUUAGCACAUGUGCUCUAAGAGGUGAUAUGUAGCAGAUGCCACCUGUGGAGCGUUUUUUUUUUUUUUUUUUCUUUUUUCCUAUACAAGCCCCUCAGUCUUGUCCACUGACUGCAAAUUGGUGAAUGGGAAAGAUGAAAUUCGGUAUAAUAAAUAUUUCUGACAAGUAGUUAGGUUUGUUAGUUUUGAUGAUGCUGGAAUCCCUUCUCUCCUUUGAAUAAAUGUCUAAGUUGAUGUCAUUCAAAUAGUGUUGUGUGUGAAUAACAAAGAUUGUUACUGUCAAAUAUGUAACAUAAGAUGUGAAAAUAAUGUUCUGACAUGGAUUCCUUAAUUUCACAGUAAAGACUGGUUGUGCAGUUUUAUAUCACUGGCUUGAUAUCUGUUUUAUGGUGCAUACUUUAUUGAUCCCAUAUGUACAGCAGCAUAAAGAAGAGUGUCCUCUGGUAUUGUUUAUAUAUGGCUGUUUUAAUAUUUUGCAUUCUGCACCCCAUCCAAGUGGUGGUCACAUUUGUGUCAUGGCAAUGUAUAACUGUACAUUAUAAUAAAU
Messenger RNA from Xiphias gladius (swordfish), 2949 nucleotides. It is a transcript of the gene ss18, whose product is annotated as SS18 subunit of BAF chromatin remodeling complex. The record is from RefSeq and is a predicted model, not a curated record. Gene Ontology annotation, molecular function: transcription coactivator activity. Gene Ontology annotation, cellular component: nucleus. Gene Ontology annotation, biological process: positive regulation of transcription by RNA polymerase II. NCBI's taxonomy places the organism in Eukaryota, Metazoa, Chordata, Actinopteri, Istiophoriformes, Xiphiidae. The coding region runs from base 106 to 1401 and encodes 431 amino acids. The transcript has 11 exons.